AUGAAUCUCCGCCUGUUGACCCUUGCUCUCGCUGCCGUCGCAGCGGCAACCCCAGUUGACAUUCAGGAGCGUCAACUCUCUGGCGGAAACGAGCUGCGAGUUGGUCCUUGCAAGCCGAUCACCUUCAUCUUUGCUCGUGCUUCCACGGAGCCUGGGCUUAUGGGCAUCUCAACGGGUCCCGCAGUGUGCAGUGGCUUGAAGAAGGCCAAAGCGGGCCAGGUGGCGUGCCAGGGCGUUGGUCCCAAUUACACGGCGGAUCUCAUGUCAAACGCCCUGCCAGAGAACACUUCACCGGCUGCCAUUCAAGAGGCGCAAGACCUGUUCCAGCAGGCCGUCACCAAGUGUCCUGACACUCAAAUUGUUGCUGGUGGAUACAGCCAAGGUACGGCCGUGAUGGAUGACUCCAUCAAGCGUCUGCCGGAUAACGUUAAAGAGAAGAUCAAGGGUGUCGUCCUCUUCGGCUACACCCGCAACGCCCAGGAGCACGGUCAGAUCGCCAACUUCCCCAAGGACAAGGUCAAGAUCUACUGUGCCAUGGGCGAUAUGGUCUGCGAUGGCACGUUGAUUGUGGAACCGGCGCAUUUCACUUACGUGGCUAACACCGGUGAGGCGACUCAGUUCUUGCUGGGCAAGCUGAGCGCUUCUCCUUCGUUUUCUUUAUCCUCGUCUUCAGGCACUUCUUCUGUCUCGACUUCUGGUGCUGCUGGCUCCGGUUCCUCCUCUUCCUAUUCCUUGUCACCUUUUGGAAAUCUUGGUAACCUUGGUUCUCUCUUCGGUGGCAAAUAG
Messenger RNA from Aspergillus alliaceus, 786 nucleotides. Its product is annotated as cutinase family protein. The transcript is spliced from 4 exons. Gene Ontology annotation, molecular function: cutinase activity. The record is from RefSeq and is a predicted model, not a curated record. The coding region runs from base 1 to 786 and encodes 261 amino acids. Lineage: Eukaryota; Fungi; Ascomycota; Eurotiomycetes; Eurotiales; Aspergillaceae. Gene Ontology annotation, cellular component: extracellular region. Gene Ontology annotation, biological process: carbohydrate catabolic process.